UUCAUUGCAACUGCGCAAAAAAGAGAGAAAGAUGAGGGAAACUUGAUGACGGUGGCUCUAUCUGAUAUGAUUUCAUGUUGCCAGUGGUUGAAGCACAUAUAAUAUACCAAAUCCAAAAGAGAUCAAAAUGUAGGUGGGGGCGUUAAUUGAAUUAAUUACCAGACCCGUGACAUAGAAAUAAAGCAAGCAAACAAACUUGUGUGUUGCAUAUUGAUCCAGAGAUUUUAAAUCGCAUUGCAUGGGUCUUAUGCAUAUCCAUUUUCCUAGUUUUCUCUCUGUCUCUGCCUUACCCAAUUCACUUGGUUUGCUUCUAUUCUCUCAGAAGGCUCUUCCUGAUACUUGAAGGUUCUCCAAGUUCCUUCUUAAGUGCCGGAAUUGAAGAGCAUGGAAAAUGGUCAGCUGACAAACAAGGAUGACAUGAAAGUUCAAGUCUCAUCUAAAAGUGAGGUCGUGUCAGGUGCUGGAGUGGAGUUUCAAGGGGCUCCUAGUCCUAAUUUAGGACAAGGUGGCCUUCAGAGACAACCUAGUAUGACUAAGACCAAUUGUCUCUGUUCUCCAACCACACAUGCUGGUUCAUUUCGUUGCAGACUUCACCGCACCCCUAGUCUUCAGAGGACCAAAAGCAUGGAAUCCGAGUCACUACGGGAUCAGGCAUCAACGGUUCAUGCUUCAAUUGUUGAUGCCAACAAGGAUCCAGUGCAUUGAUCUUAUGCUGAAUUGAAUGUUAAAUUGUUACUAGCUGCUAUAUGAUUACAUGUGUUUACUCUUGUCAUGUUUACUUUCUAAUUUCUAUAAUAGCCAAAUGUUGAGAUGUAUGUGAUGUAAGUAAUUUUACAUUAUUUGGAUGUCAUGUCAACAAUUUGGGAUCA
Messenger RNA from Cajanus cajan (pigeon pea), 869 nucleotides. RefSeq lists its product as hypothetical. The record is from RefSeq and is a predicted model, not a curated record. NCBI's taxonomy places the organism in Eukaryota, Viridiplantae, Streptophyta, Magnoliopsida, Fabales, Fabaceae.